Messenger RNA from Corticium candelabrum, 1269 nucleotides. Its product is annotated as coiled-coil domain-containing protein 113-like. The transcript has 12 exons. Gene Ontology annotation, biological process: cilium assembly. Lineage: Eukaryota; Metazoa; Porifera; Homoscleromorpha; Homosclerophorida; Plakinidae. Bases 26 to 1180 code for a protein of 384 amino acids. The record is from RefSeq and is a predicted model, not a curated record. Gene Ontology annotation, cellular component: ciliary basal body; axoneme.
CGUAUUCUGUUGUUAUGACGACGACAUGGCGACUCUAGGCGUAGGAGAAGACGAUUGGAGACAUGCGGAGACUCAAGACGAAGAGCAGUAUGCUACAAUGUCUAUUCAAGAAUUAUUGGAUGCGUGGGAGAAGCAAAGAUACGAGAACGAGGUACUGGAGCGAGAGAGUGACAUGUUUGAAAAGUUUCUAAAACGAGUAGAACCGAAGGAAGCAGCAUUGACAAGAAGAGUGUCUGGCAGUGGAGCUCAGGGGCAAGACAUACGAAUGGCAGGCAGGAAACGCUCACGAAGAGGAGUCAUUCCAGACAAGAUGCUGAGGUUAACAACCGAACAGAAAUGUGAUAUCGCAACGCGAGAGCUUGAAGAACUGAGAGACGAAAUCGACAGAUUGCAGGACGAAUGCGAGCGAGUUCUUGACUCGUACAGGGCAUCCCUGGAAGAGGCCGACAUUCGAUUUGGUGAGACUAAGAAGGCGAUGUAUGAGUUUGAACGAGAUAUUGUGAGAGGGGCAGUGAUACAGCGUAUAGGGAAAGUAUCUGCUGAACGUGUCAGUCGCUACUUUGAAGAUAAGCUAAGAGCAAGAGACACUCUCAUUGAAAAACUUCGUCUCAAAAACUCAACACUCAAAGUACAAAAGAAGAAACUCCAAAUGCAACUAAAACAGAAAGAAGAGAUGGGUGAGGUUCUUCAUGAGGUUGAUUUCAAUCAACUUCAGAUUGAGAAUAAGCAAUACCAAGAGAAGAUAGAAGAGAGAAAUCAGGAGCUUUUGAAAUUGAAGUUGAAGGCUGGCAAUACGCAGCAAGUGUUGAACUUGUAUAAGAAAAAACUUCAUACUGUUACUAUGGAAUCCGAGCACUUAAAAGCCGAAAUCAAGAGUCGAAAUGAUCAACUAAGGAAAAACGCCAUCGAAGUAGAGGCAGUUGAGCAAGAGAGACAAAAGGCUGACCAUCUCAACAGACAGCUACGCCAGCAAUUGGGUGACUACCGUGUUCCAGAUGUUCUUGACUAUGUGAGUGAAAGGGCAACUCUGUACGAAAUACUGAAGACGGUGAGAAGUUGGGAACGGAAGGUAGAGAUCGCUCAGAUGGCACUGAAGACCCACAAGAAAGAAUGGAACCGUCUACGCAAGCAUAGUUAUCAGUUGAAUCCGUGGAAUGCUCUAGAGGGCAUUCCAUUGUAAGACCGUCCAUGUACACUCGUUUGUCAAGUCAGAACGAAUGAGUGACUAGAAAAUUAUAGUUGCAAAAUAUAAUAAACACGUGGACUGUA